UUGAAACAAAUUCGCCGCCAUGAAAGCCACUUGCUGCUUGUGUACCAUCCUGGCCCUUAGCCUCCUCCACCUGGUCAUGUCCAGCAACAGCGGCAGCACAACCGAACGAGCUCAGACCUGUCUGAAGAACGUCCAGAGUAGGUGCACAUCCACGACCAAAUCAUGUGGGCGACUUGGAAGGGCCAACAUCUGUCAGGCCUUCAAGAACGACUGCCAACGCAGGUUAUUAAACUGCAACAACAAGGGAGUGACCGAUUUCCAUCGCAAAGUCAGCCAGAGUCUCUGCAGGGGCAUGCCAUACGAUCAGAAGCUGCCCUGCGGUAGUGGCACCAACGCAAUAAAGGUCAACGCUAGUGGCACCAACAACAACAACAAAACGGCGACAGUAAAGGCGACCAAAUCAAAGCUGGCGGAACAAAAAUCAUUAAAGAAUCUGGCUAAUCGGGACAGAUGUCCGCUAAUACGAGCACUAUACAAAUCUGACAAUAAGUAA
This is a messenger RNA of Drosophila obscura, 493 nucleotides long. RefSeq lists its product as uncharacterized. The coding region runs from base 20 to 493 and encodes 157 amino acids. The record is from RefSeq and is a predicted model, not a curated record. The transcript is spliced from 3 exons. NCBI's taxonomy places the organism in Eukaryota, Metazoa, Arthropoda, Insecta, Diptera, Drosophilidae.